This is a messenger RNA of Lecanosticta acicola, 1362 nucleotides long. NCBI's taxonomy places the organism in Eukaryota, Fungi, Ascomycota, Dothideomycetes, Mycosphaerellales, Mycosphaerellaceae. The record is from the annotation of a GenBank genome assembly.
AUGACUUCCGCAUCAUCGUUCAGUACCGACACUCGGCCGGGUGCCAUGCGAGUGGACUCCGUUGUAUCUUUCACCCAAUCCCGAAGAGCGAGCACCAAUUCGGGUCCUUACGAAGCCGUGGUGGUCGGAGCCGGACCUGCUGGCAUCACUGCUGUUGGAAAUUUGCUGGAGAGCAGGAUAGAGCCUGUGUUAUGGGUUGAUGAUGCUUUCAACGGUGGGAGAGUGAACAAGUACUACCGAGAGGUACCUUCGAAUACCAAAGUCAAGCUCUUCAUCGACUUUGCCACUGCGGUGACACCAUUCAGGAAGAUUGUCAGCGGCGUGCCUUCUCGCGACAGGUGGGAAGAACCAAGUGCGAGCGAUGGCGUUGCGGUUGGCAAUAAGCCGGACAGGUUACAGGAUCUUCGUCAGUUGGAUGCAGAGAAGGGCUGUCGGCUGAGUCAUGCUGCGGAUAUGUGUCUGUUGCUCACUGAAGGCUUGAAGAAGACACCUGGAGUUGUCGCACAGCAGGGCCGAGUAGCCGAGGCGUCUUUGGACGAGUCCUCUCAGAUCUGGACAAUCAACAUCGAACGCCAAUCGCAUCCAGUACAAUCGAAGCGAAUAGUCCUCUGCACAGGCGCGUCACCCACAGAUCCGCCACUCCCCGUCGAACCGGAAGGAUUAGAACAUCUACACCUCGACACCGCCCUCUCACCCACGAAGCUCUCUCAGAUAUUAUCACCCCUCGGCCCAACUACAGUAGCCGUCAUCGGCGCCUCUCACAGCGCCGUGCUAGUCCUCAUGAACCUCUCCCGCCUCUCCCUCUCCAGCAAACCCGAUCUCAAAAUCAAAUGGUUCACCCGCCACCCACUCCGAUAUGCAGAAUACGAAGAAAGCUUCAUCGCCCGCGACAACACCGGUCUAAAGGGCCAAGCAGCCCAAUGGGCCAAAGACAACCUCGAACCGGAAACCCUCCCCAACUCCCCUGUGAGCCAAUGCAUCACCAAGAUUGCCCACGACAAGGGCGGCGAGAAGGAAAUCUACGCCGAACACCUCCCCGGCUGCGCUUUCGUCGUCCAAGCCAUCGGCUACCGAUCCGAUCCCACACCGAUCCUCAAACUCGGCGGCGAGGCAAUCACCCCCGUCUUCGACCACGAAAAGGGCAUCUUCCACCACGUCAAGAAACUCAGCCACGAAGGCGCACCGGAAGGUCUCAAACCUCUCCCGGGCGUGUAUGGAGCCGGCAUCGCCUUUCCGGAACGCGUCGUGGAUCGGAAAUAUGGGCAUGAGGAGAUGAAUGUGGGGUUUUUCAAAUUUAUGAAGGCCGUGAAGAAAUGGGUCCCUGGAUGGAAGGCGGUGGGGGGGGGGGAGGCUACGGUAUAA